AUGACGUCAAAUAGUCUAAUAAAAAAGGAAGAACAACCGAGUGACAAUAAAGAUCAAUCAUCUUAUUAUUUAAUCAACAUAUUUCAUCAACAUUAUAUAAUUUUAUCCAUCACAAUCUUAUUAAGUCUCAUCAUCUUCCAUUUUAGGUACAAAAUUAUAGCUUUUCAUGAUAGAUGGAGAACAAGAAGAAGAAUUCAACAAGGUUAUUAUAACAAUUUAAAUUUUGAUGAAGAAGAUUUAAUAGAUGAUGAUGAUAUAAAUUCAGAAUUCAGUCUAGAUAAUGAAUCCUUCGUGAAUGAUAUUAAUCAAGGUUUAAAUAGUUCGAAUUUUGAUGUUGAAAAUUCAAAUUAUCAAGAUUCAAGAAAAGGAUUAUCUAUUAGAGGUAAAAAAUAUAUUAAAAAAUUAAUGGAAACGGAUAAAAAUUUAACUUUUGAUGAUGCUAGGUUAAUUUAUAUUCAAAAUGAAUUGAAUAAAAAUGGUAUUAAUAAUGAUGGGUUACCUAAUGAUCCAAAAUUAGUCACAUUUUAA
This is a messenger RNA of Lodderomyces pseudojiufengensis, 528 nucleotides long. RefSeq lists its product as uncharacterized. The coding region runs from base 1 to 528 and encodes 175 amino acids. The record is from RefSeq and is a predicted model, not a curated record. The transcript has a single exon. NCBI's taxonomy places the organism in Eukaryota, Fungi, Ascomycota, Pichiomycetes, Serinales, Debaryomycetaceae.